AUGAAAAUUGACGAAUUGGCGGCUUCACAUUCAGACGAUGAAGACAGUAAGCCGCUCAAACAUCUCCAAAUUGAUUACGAUGAUAAACUCGAGGAAGAGAUCCCGGGAAACCAGUGUGUAAGUGUAUUCGUCGAUUUGAGCACCAGGAGGUCUAGAGCUGCAUCAGCGAAGGAGAUGAAACAGCACCUCGUCAAUAUAAGAACGAUACUACUCAAUACGAACGCGACGCCGAUAAGAUACCACGACGGAACCGCGUAUAUAUGCGCGGUAUGUCCAGAGCAAUACCCGACGGUGCUAGACCUAAAGAACCACGUGCUAGAAGAACACGACAAUGUCGAUAAAGCGACCUUCUUGGAAAAAUCGCGUCUCACCACAUACGUGGCUAAACUGGACAUCACUGACCUCCAAUGCAAUAUAUGCAGACAGAAAAUCGACAGCAAUCUAACUUCACUCCUCCACCACUUAAAGGACGUCCAUCAGAAACCAAUGCACUUGGAUAUACCGAAUCACAUCCUACCGUUUAAAUUUAACGGAAAAGACUUCGACUGUGUCGAGUGCACGAAGACCUAUGAGCAUUUCAAGCUGAUUCAGGAGCACAUGAGCUCGCACUAUCGCAAUUACGUGUGCGACAUAUGCGACGCUCCAUUCGUCAACAAGCGCAACAUGCAGAGUCACAGGAUCAGGCACAAGAAGGGAGAGUUUCCAUGCUCCCAUUGCUCGAAGAUAUUCGAAACGAAGAGAAAGAAGUUGGAUCAUGAGAAGUUUGUUCACGGAGGGGACUGGAAGCGGAACAAGUGUCCGCACUGUCAGGCGAAGUUCACCAAUUAUAAUAACAAGCGUGCGCAUAUGGUGAAGGAGCACGGGGCUGAGCCACCUCUGAUUAAAUGCUUUGUUUGCGACAAAAUAUUUUCUACGAGAGCGGCGUUGUCGUUGCAUAAAAAGGAGAAUACACAUUAG
Messenger RNA from Leptosia nina, 957 nucleotides. NCBI's taxonomy places the organism in Eukaryota, Metazoa, Arthropoda, Insecta, Lepidoptera, Pieridae. The record is from the annotation of a GenBank genome assembly.